AAACGUUGAACAUCUUUGCCGCACGCCGACUGCGGCGCCACAGACGCGCAACACAAACUAGCCGCGAUAACAACACGCAACAACACUUUCAAAGUACACAAGCGCCCUUAAAGUAAAACAAAGUAAGCCUGAGCUAUGCGCAAGAUAUUCUUAAUGCGUACCACGAUGUUGACUGCAAGUUUAAUAACAAUCCUUCUCGGAAUUUUAGAAGCUGAAGCAAAAGGUGCAAUAUACUUGACGACUAAAAAUGGGACGAUUCCAAUAAUACUGACAUCACUGAACACACGUAGUGACAGUACACCUCAACACACGCCAAGGAUUUUAUCCGCGGCCACUAAAAAUCUCUCUCAGAAUGUCGGGGACGAGCACGAUUAUUGGGACGAGUCCGACGAAAUGCUGCUGUCCAAUUACGCGAACUCGUCAUAUGAGAAUCAUGAUACGGCUAUCUGGAAGAGAAAUAAUAAGAGAAGCAUAAACGACGUUGUCUCGAAAAAUAUCACAUUGGUACUUGAGAAUCUUUUGAAGAAUUAUGAAAAUUCUCAGCUGCCUACACAUGGAAAAGGAUACCCAACUGUUGUACAAACAAACAUACUCAUAAGAAGUAUGGGACCAGUAUCUGAAUUAGAUAUGGAUUAUUCAAUGGACUGCUACUUCAGACAGUACUGGCGUGAUACACGCUUGUCCUUUCUCGGUCCCAUACGCUCCUUAUCCCUCUCGAUUAAAAUGCUUGAAAGAAUAUGGCGUCCCGAUACUUAUUUCUACAAUGGCAAACAUUCUUACGUCCAUACUAUCACAGUUCCCAACAAGCUGUUACGGAUCAGUCAACACGGAGAUAUUUUGUACUCAAUGAGAUUGACAAUCAAAGCUAAAUGUCCUAUGGAGCUUAGAAAUUUUCCAAUGGAUCGUCAGUCAUGCCCUCUUAUUCUUGGUAGCUAUGCAUACUCCAACCAACAGCUGGUGUACCAGUGGCAAAAUUCCGAAAGUGUCAACUUUGUGCCUGGUAUGACUCUAUCCCAGUUCGACCUCAUCAGCUUUCCUUACCGUAACUUCACUUUUACAAGAAGAGAAGGAGACUUCUCAGUUCUUCAAGUGUCGUUCAAUCUUCAACGGCAUACGGGCUAUUUUCUCAUUCAAGUGUACGUGCCAUGCAUUCUUAUCGUCGUUCUCUCAUGGGUGUCUUUCUGGAUACAUCGUGAGGCUACCUCGGACCGCGUGGGAUUAGGAAUUACAACAGUUUUAACAUUAUCAACAAUUAGUUUAGAUUCUAGAACCGAUCUCCCUAAAGUGCGCUACGCCACCGCUCUAGAUUGGUUCCUUCUGAUGAGUUUCUUCUAUUGUAUCGCCACAUUACUAGAAUUUGCUGGUGUUCAUUACUUUACAAAGGUCGGUUCAGGUGAAAUCGUAAUAGACGAUUCUGAAUGGGAGGAACUUAUCGAAGAAGUCGGCGGCGAUGCAUUCGCAGCGAGACAGCUGGCUGUUCGCAGGCGUAGCUCCGCCCGCUCCACUACCAACUACAGUUUCACAUUCCCAGCGGCCAGUAACAAUUGUUCAGGCGAGAACGCCAGCCAAGACACACCGGAACAACCCUGCGCCGUGCGACUCACCGUGGAACGGACCACGCAGACCGAGACCCGGGUGCCACGGUGGAGACAAUUGCUCUACUGUUUAGCUGGCGACGACCGAUACAGACGACAGAGGCAAGUCGAAGCUGGGAAUCGUGGUCACAUCAACAGCGUAUCCCACAUCGAUAGAGCUGCCCGCGUCAUGUUCCCAGCUUCGUUUGCGCUCCUCAACCUUUUCUACUGGAUGGUGUAUGCUUUCUCCAACGAUGACUUCGCUUGGAGCGACAACCCUAUAAACACACUCUCUCAUUGAAAGCAAUAAGUUCUUCCGACAAAUUAUUAAUAGAUACGAAUUAUGAAAUAAUUACGUACUUUAAUAAUUCGAGACAUACUUAUUUCAUUAUCAUCAUCAUUAUCAUGAUGAAAUAAUUAAAUACAUUUCGAAAAACAUUUACAAAUACGUAAUAUAGGUAUAAUGUAGAAUGUAGAUAUUGUGCAUUGUUAUCAAUUUUCAUCAUACUUACAUAUAUUAGUACCGAUGCGGUUCAGAUUGUAGGUAGUUAAAGUAUUGUUCUGUGGUUACAAUUAAAUAUAAUGCUCAACAGUUUCAUAGUAAUUUUGUUAUAUUUAUUAGUACAAAAUAAACAGUUAAUUUUUC
Messenger RNA from Galleria mellonella (greater wax moth), 2220 nucleotides. RefSeq names its product gamma-aminobutyric acid receptor alpha-like. Gene Ontology annotation, biological process: regulation of membrane potential; nervous system process; chemical synaptic transmission. Gene Ontology annotation, molecular function: GABA-A receptor activity; extracellular ligand-gated monoatomic ion channel activity; neurotransmitter receptor activity. The record is from RefSeq and is a predicted model, not a curated record. Bases 136 to 1875 code for a protein of 579 amino acids. NCBI's taxonomy places the organism in Eukaryota, Metazoa, Arthropoda, Insecta, Lepidoptera, Pyralidae. The transcript is spliced from 11 exons. Gene Ontology annotation, cellular component: synapse; membrane; neuron projection.